Messenger RNA from Drosophila hydei, 1605 nucleotides. Its product is annotated as UDP-glucuronosyltransferase 2A1-like. Gene Ontology annotation, molecular function: UDP-glycosyltransferase activity. The coding region runs from base 1 to 1599 and encodes 532 amino acids. The record is from RefSeq and is a predicted model, not a curated record. The transcript has 2 exons. Lineage: Eukaryota; Metazoa; Arthropoda; Insecta; Diptera; Drosophilidae.
AUGGAUUCAAAGAUUUUUUGCCUCUCGUUUCUCGCGGUUCUCCUAAUUAAUGGCUCGCGUGGGGCAAACAUUUUGGCAGUAUUCAGUUUUCCUGCUCCUUCGCAUUUGAUUGUUGAAAUAUCAAUGGCCAAGGUAUUGGCUGAGCAUGGACACAACGUCACAGUGAUCACAUCUCUGAAGCCGCAUGUCACUCACAAGAAUCUAAAUCUUAUAUACAUACCACUUACUGAGGAGCAGCGCAAAGCCCAUGAGGAAAGCAUAGCCAACAUGACUGAGAGAGACAAUUCUAACAUAAUUACAUCAAUGUUUCACAUGCGGAAAGAAAUUUUCGUAGUGAAUCAAAUAAACUGUGAUAUCAUGAAAAAUCCUCGAGUUAAAGAUCUGUACAAGAACAAGCAUAACAAGUUCGAUCUCGUUAUGAUCGGUUACUGCUUUAAUAGCUUUCAAAUAGGCAUAGCUCAGAAGCUGAGGGUGCCAGUGGUACUGGCGACUUCAAUGUUCCCAUCGGGAGUAUUCAACCCAAUGCUUGGCAAUACCCACUCACAAGCCUAUGUUCCAGCUAUGUUUCUUUCCGUUGAAAAAGGUCGAGCAAUGAGUUUCGGACAACGAUUGAUCAAUUACAUAACAAUCAAUAUGGUCGAGAUAAUUACGUAUCUUAUUGACAAAGAUAAUAAAAAAUAUUACGAAGAGGUCUAUGGAAAUGAUUUGAGUAUGCCAAAAUAUGAAGAUCUCAACAAAAAUGUAUCUCUCGUGCUCUUCAAUUCUCAUGGUCUGAGUGAAGGUCCCAUCCGACCCAACUUCCCAGGAGUAAUAGAAGUUGGAGGAAUUCAAAUUAAGGAAACACCCGAUCCACUGCCAAAGCCAAUUUUGGACUUUCUACAAAAUGCUACAGAUGGAGCUAUCCUACUUAGUCUGGGUUCCCACUUGAAGGGCGCCUAUUUAAAGCCAGACACAGUGCAAAAGAUGUUCAAUGUAUUGUCGAAGCUGAAACAGAAAGUCAUCUGGAAGUGGGAAAAUCUAGAUAAAAUUCCAGGCAAAUCAGAUAAUAUUCUUUACUCCAAGUGGCUGCCUCAAGAUGAUAUCCUCGCCCAUCCCAAAAUUAAACUCUUCAUUAAUCAUGCUGGACGAGGGGGCAUCACAGAGUCUCAGUUUCAUGGAAAACCCAUGCUCUCGUUGCCGGUGUUUGGAGAUCAGCCCGCCAAUGCUGACAAGAUGGUCAAGGAUGGAUUUGGACUCAGUAUGAGCUUGCUAACCCUGGAAGAGAAACCUUUUCAUGAUAACAUCAAAGAAGUGCUCGAGAAUCCCCAAUAUACAGAAAAAGUGAAAGCAUUUUCCCAACUCUUCCGAGAUCGUCCACUGACAGCUCGUCAAAGCGUGCUCUAUUGGAUUGAGUAUGUUCUGAGACAUCAUGGAGCAGCUCAUUUGCAGAGUCCGCUCGUCCACAUGAGUUUUAUAGCCGCCAAUAAUUUGGAUAUUUAUGCAUUGCUAAUUUGUCUCAUAGUCGUGUGUUUGCUUAUAGUUAAACACAUCAUUAGAUAUACUGGAAAGUCGAAUAGUUCAACGUAUGUGAAGAAUCCAAAGAAAGUGAAGACUAUAUAAAUUUAU